CAGCAUCGCCGUGGGAACGAGAAAGAAACAGAGAGAGAGAGAGAGAGAGAGAGAGAGAGAGAGAUCAGUUUCUAGCGCAGUCAGCACUAAAGUCUCUCAGUGUCUUGUUUCGCUUGCGGGACGAUGGUUUGCGCGUGAGCCAUGCGUUUCUGAGCUCCAGCGCAAGAAUGCAGAGCAAUCCAGAGAAGAGGACAGACACCGCGUCCCGGGACGAAGCGCAGGCGGACGCUGAGCGCGAGACGCUGAUGAUGGAGCUCACGCGCCUGGUGCAGAAGAGUGUGAGAGAGAGCAGCUGGUGGGAGAGGAGAGGAAUAGACUGCAGCAUCCUCACCGCAGCCUUCAUCAGUUUACCAGCAGGGUUCCUGUUGUUGGGUUCGUCUCAGACGCUGUACUUCCUGUCAGGUGUUCUGAUGAUGGGCGUGGCUCACGCUGUCAUCACUGUUAAAGGCACACACCUGGCCAGUCACGGCGCGCUCAGCGAGUCUCCGGCUUGGACACACUUCUGGGCCGUCUUCUUCAUCGAAGUGUGCGGCUCGUUCUCAGCGCGGGCCGGCGUUCAGGCUCACGUCAAGAUGCAUCACGCUCACACUAAUGUGAUCCCUUUGGGAGACUCCAGCACCUGGAAAAUCCCCUUCCUGCCUCGAUCCGUCUAUCUGUUCAUCGCGCCGCUGGCCGUCCCCAUCAUCACGCCCAUCGUCGCCAUCAAUCAGAUGAAGGGUCAGACUCCGCUCCUGAUCCUGCGCACCGUCCUGUGUGUGUGUCUGGGCUUUAUAUCUCAGUAUUAUCUGCUCAGGUGUGUGUCGGGUCUGUCGUGCAGCUCCGCUCUGCUGGUCAUGCUUCUGUGCAGAGCCAUGUUCUCCCUGCCGUACAUACACGUCAACAUAUUUCAGCACAUCGGCCUGCCAAUGUUUUCUGCCACUAACCGGCCCAAACGCAUCUACCAGAUGACACACGGAGUCCUGAACCUUCCCCGAAACCCGCUGCUGGACUGGACCUUCGGCCAUUCCCUCAUCAGCUGCCACGUGGAGCAUCACCUCUUCCCUUUCCUGUCUGACAACAUGUGCCUGAAGGUGAAGCCGCUCGUGUCUCAGUAUCUGAAGGAGAAGAAGCUGCCGUAUCAAGAGGACGCUUACAUCUCUCGUCUGAGUCUGUUCUUCCACAGAUAUCAGGAGCUGAUGGUGUUCACACCACACAUCACUGAACUGGUGGGAAUCCAGUGAUGACGGGAUGAAGAGAGAAGACGGACACGGACAUGACCCACGUCCAGAUUUUAUACACUUUCAACUGGUGCAUAAAGGCAUUAGAAUUAAAGUCCACGUGAAACUUGACUCACAACCUGCUUUACUUGCAGAAUAUGAUAUAUUUAUGAAAGAAACAGGUUAUUUGACAAGAAAAAACACGCUAGAUGAGACUCAAAUAAUUGCAUGAGCUGGAAAAGAAAGUGCUUUUAGAGAUUGAUGGAUUAUGGAGAUAAAUAUUUGUUCGUUUAGAAUAAUUUGCACAGAUGAAUCGUGAAUAGACCAGGAUAAUGCAAUAAGAAAGUACAAAGGAUGGUGUUGACUUUGUAAAAAGCAACGCUGUGCAAAGAGAGCCUCUUUUCAUUAACGACUGUGCUUCCUGUUCGCUUCGCUAAAUGACAUUAUUGAAUGAAAGGAUUGUUGUUGUAUGUGCGGAUGUCAGAUCAGUGGUAAUAAAGCACUGCUGUUUUUAUCACACAUGACCUCUGACCCCAGAUCAGCUCUCAGGCUUAAUAUGCAUCUGUAUGAACACUAAAAAGAUGCAGAAAACUUCACCCGAUCUGUGCAGGACACACUUCAGCUUUGGUUCAAGGUUUAGUGAGCUGCCUUUGCUGUCUCUUAAAGGGAAAGUACACCUAAAAAUUACAAUUCUGUCAUUUACUCACCCUCAAGUUGAUCCAAACCUGUAUGAAUGUCUUUCAGCUGUUGAACACAAAAUAAACAAUUUUAAAGAAUGUUGUUAACCAAACAACUGACGGUAGCCAUUGACUUCCAUUGCAUUUUUUUUAUUUUUUUUUAUGUAAGUCAAUGGCUACCGUCAACUGUUUGGUUACCAACAUUCUUUAAAAUAGUUUAUUUUGUGUUCAGCAGAAAAAAAUAAACUCAUUCAGGUCUAGAACACGACAACAUUUUUGGGUUACUAUCCCUUUAAGAAACUAUUUUGAUAAACUGCAAAUCUGUGUGAAACACACUGGAGACUGCUGAUUUCAAUACAGUUUGCAAUGCAUCAUGGGAUUGUUUUCUCAGCCAUGGUUAGGUGUGAUGCUGCUUUUAAAAUGUUGGCUAAACGAAAGUGUCUUGAUGGUAGUGAUUUCAUCAAAUGCUGUCUAGAUAGGCUGCUCGCUAGAAUUUGAAACAGUUUUUGUGUAGAUUAAAGCAAAUGUAGGAGACAGAAAUUAAGACUUUCUUUUUUUUAUUAUAGUUGUAGAUAACAUUUUCUAACAACAAUACCACUGUAUAAUCUCUAGCACACAGUAGAUAUGAGUACUUUUAACUGAAAUGAAUAUGUGGGAAAUGCAGUUUAAUGACCUAAACACAUAAUAAUCAUAUUCACAGUUGUAUGCACUGAUAAAUGGGGUGCGUUUUGUUUAUAAUUCAGUGAUUUUAAUCAAAAUCCUUCACCUUUGACUUUCUUCCACUGAAUGCUCGUGAAUGUAAGUGUGUGAUACUGAGAUGUGUGUGUGAGUGAAUGUUGCUCUCCUCUUUAAUUUGAAAAUAAAGUUUAUACAUUUAUAUAAUAAACUGAAAUAGAUAUUCAA
Messenger RNA from Carassius gibelio (silver crucian carp), 2776 nucleotides. Its product is annotated as fatty acid desaturase 6-like. Gene Ontology annotation, biological process: lipid metabolic process. Gene Ontology annotation, cellular component: membrane. Lineage: Eukaryota; Metazoa; Chordata; Actinopteri; Cypriniformes; Cyprinidae. The record is from RefSeq and is a predicted model, not a curated record. The transcript is spliced from 6 exons. The coding region runs from base 168 to 1220 and encodes 350 amino acids. Gene Ontology annotation, molecular function: oxidoreductase activity, acting on paired donors, with oxidation of a pair of donors resulting in the reduction of molecular oxygen to two molecules of water.